This is a messenger RNA of Populus trichocarpa (black cottonwood), 1135 nucleotides long. RefSeq names its product syntaxin-61. Lineage: Eukaryota; Viridiplantae; Streptophyta; Magnoliopsida; Malpighiales; Salicaceae. Gene Ontology annotation, biological process: Golgi vesicle transport. Gene Ontology annotation, cellular component: membrane. The coding region runs from base 154 to 894 and encodes 246 amino acids. The transcript is spliced from 8 exons. The record is from RefSeq and is a predicted model, not a curated record.
CUUCUUUAACAACCCAAUAAACACCACAAAAACAAAACAAAAAACCAAGUGUAGAAACUUUCCUUGAGCCAGGAACUCUCCUUGUCGUCCCAAAAUCCGUACCUGGGAAAACAGUUCGAUCUCUGAAGUUGAGUUAUAGUUAUUGUUUUUAACAUGUCAUCAGCGCAAGACCCGUUUUAUAUUGUGAAAGAGGAGAUUCAAGAAUCUAUUGACAAGUUGCAAUCUUCUUUUCACCAAUGGGAACGGAUUUCUUGUGAUAUGGGAGACCAAGUGCAUCUUACAAAGGACCUGCUUGCUGCUUGUGAGAGCAUUGAGUGGCAGGUGGAUGAAUUGGACAAAGCAAUUUCUGUAGCAGGUAGAGAUCCUUCUUGGUAUGGCAUUGAUGAAGCAGAGCUCGAAAAACGGAGGAGAUGGACCAGCACUGCUCGCAAUCAGGUGGGCAAUGUGAAGAAAGCAGUAGUAGCCGGAAGAGAGGUGAAUAUUAGUGGAACUGCUAGUGUGAGUGGGAUGCGCAGAGAAUUAAUGAGGAUGCCUAAUUCUCAACAGGCUGACAAAUCCAACCAGUAUACUCAAGAUAAUGAUGAUUUUAUACAAUCAGAAUCAGAUAGACAAUUGCUUCUUAUAAAGCAACAGGAUGAGGAGUUGGAUGAGCUCAGUAUAACCAUCGGGAGACUUGGAGGUGUUGGCCUUACCAUACAUGAAGAGCUCCUUGCACAGGAAAAGAUCAUAGAUGAUUUGGGUAUGGAAAUGGACAGUACAUCGAAUCGACUUGACUUUGUUCAGAAAAAAGUUGCCAUGGUCAUGAAGAAGGCCAGUGCAAAGGGGCAACUUAUGAUGAUAUUGUUUUUGGUAGUUUUGUUCAUCAUCUUAUUUGUUCUGGUCUUUCUGACCUAAUAUAUGGAAAAACCAAUCUGAAAAUGUCCGUACAUAAGAUACAGAUGUCAUCUAUGGGAGCAAGCAUAAGGGUGACAGAGGAACACAUAAGAAGAUGGGGGCCUGAAAUGCUAUCAGAAACUAAGAACCUGAGGUGUUGGGAGUUUUUAACCGCUUUAGACUUGUUGGGAUUUGGUUUUGAGCAAUUCUGAGUUAUAAAUUACAUAUAUCACAGUUUCAUAUAAUUCUCACCUUCAUUGCA